Molecule: messenger RNA, 2827 nt
Organism: Ilyonectria robusta
Lineage: Eukaryota; Fungi; Ascomycota; Sordariomycetes; Hypocreales; Nectriaceae
Product: phosphatase 2C-like domain-containing protein
Exons: 1
Coding region: 464-2431 (655 amino acids)
Biological process (GO): protein dephosphorylation
Molecular function (GO): protein serine/threonine phosphatase activity; cation binding
Source: RefSeq, a predicted model, not a curated record
CCGCGCCGUAAAAUCACCGUUGGUUGCGCAAGCGGCGCUCAUUGGCUGCGAUGCCGGCCUCAUGAGCCUAGCUACGGCUCCACCAAGGAAAUCGUUGUCCAUUGUCGUCACCGUCAACCUCCAAGCGCCGCCAACCUCUUCUCCUCCACGGCGCUGCUCAGAGUGCUUCACGAGGACCGUCGCAGCGUUUGCAGAGGCCCCGAGGCGCCUCGAUUGACCCGUGACCCGUCUCUCACCGUCUUCGGUCUUCGCUCCCGCAGCUUCGCCCCGACGCCCGUCCGCUUUCCCGCAUCGCACAUCGAUCCGACGGCGACACCCUUGCCGAUUCUCCCCUCACACUCCUCACUUAACAACUUGCCCUAUGGCUCUGGACAGCGGCAUCUGUGCAGCGCUUCCGUUUUGUCAGGGUCGCUGAUGCCCGAGGCCACGGCUCUCCUGCUGCACGAAGCAUUCACCCUCGACCAUGGCCCCGUUCGCGCGUCCCUCGGUAGGAUUCGCGACCAUCCUUGCGGCUCGGAUUCCGAACCGGACCUCUCAACUUUGUGCGGCCUCUAGUUCUCUCAACGCCCGUUUGGGCCGACCCAAUGCCAGUCUCUGUGCGAUCCGCCGGUUGCAAACCGUCUCAAAAGCGAGCCUGCUCCCGCCAUCCGCGAUAACCCGUGCGACACUCACAGACUCGUCUGUUGGGCCAUCUUCGUCACGAAGCCGCAAACGACCGCUCUGUCUGACCAACAGGCUCACCCCGCGAUGCAUCGCGGUGCACACGCGGCGGAAUUUCCACACCUAUUUCGUCACCCAUCUUCCGUCAUCUUCCGUCCACCCCGAUUCUCGUCUAUCGCGAGGCCCCGGCCACAAGUUGCCGCGCGAUGCCUCGACCCCUCACACUCCGAGUCCCGGGUCCGCUCCCGCCGUCGCCCCACCCUAUAUUCCGUCCACUCGAGACCUGACCGUUGUGCGCAUUCCCAUGCGCCGCGCCAAGCACCACCUUGGCGUUGCAACAGAUCGAGGAAGGCGUCCAUACAAUGAGGACAGGGACCAGGCCGGCACAAUCAGCCUCCCGGCCUUCGCCAAGAGAGCUCCCCGGAGUGUGCAGCAGAAGCCCGGAGAGGCCACCCCUGCGGACAGCGCCCUGGGGGACCCCCAGGUCUUCUACUUUGGCGUCUUUGAUGGCCAUGGAGGAACACAGUGUGCUGAAUUUAUCCGGGAGGAGCUGCCUGGCUAUAUUGAGAAUGCCUCAAAGGAAUUUGGUCUCCAAAGCAGCUUGCGCAAGACGAAACCUGGCCGAGAGCACUCCCAAUACCGAUCACCACCCAAGGCCCCAUCUACAAAGGACACCCCCGAACCCGUGCAAAUGAAGGGCCCCGAGGAGGUAAAGAAAUCCAUGCCACCGACGAAUCCUAGCGCCAUCGUAGAGAAGCCAGUCCACGGAGAACCAAUCCACAGCGCAGUCUCACCACCCGCCGAGGUCACGGAUCACGCGAAAGCGAUCCAGCUCGAGAAGGACUUGGUCAAGGAGUAUAAAGACACCAUUGGCGGCUACUUUAGGCGCUUCUACCCUGAGCACUUCGUCCUGUCGAAAGACGGUCCCAAAGAAGACGGCGACAUCACGAUCGAAUCCGUCCUUACCUAUGCCUUCCUGCGUGCCGACCUUGAUUUUGUGUCGGCCCAGGCCCAAAAGGUAGACCCCGACGACUCCCGGGUGAGCGAUAUCCCGCUGAACAACGACGAGAUCCUAGGUGUUCCCCACGCGACACCCUCGGGACAUGGAAUCGGCGGCAACACGCGCUUCAAGGGCGGCUCGACAGCGUCCAUCGCCCUCAUCUCCACGCCGACCGCCGCGCCCUUCUGGCACCCGGCCGCGCAAUCCACCCUCCUCUGCGCCCACGUCGGCGAUAGUCGCAUCCUCCUUUGUGACACGGCCACCGGCCUCGCACAGCCGCUCACGUCGGACCACCACCCGAGUAAUCCCACCGAGACGCGCCGUCUCCGCCGAUACGCCCCCGCCGGGUCCAUGGUGUCGGGCGACAGCUUCGGCGAGGAGCGCAUAGCCGGCCUCGCCAACAGCCGCGCCUUUGGCGACAUGAAGAGCAAGCGCAUCGGCGUCUCCGCCGAACCCGAAAUCACCCGCGUUGAAAUGGGCCCGGCCCAGUACUCGUUCCUUGUCCUCAUGUCCGACGGCAUUUCCGGCACCCUCAGCGACCAGGAGAUCGUCGACGUCGUCAAGGAGGCCCGAACCCCGGAGGAGGGCGCCCGCAGCGUCGUUGCUUAUGCCACCGAGGUCUCUUCCGACGGCGACAACGCGACGUGCCAAGUCGUCCGCCUCGGUGGCUGGGAGCGCCGCUCUGAAGGCGGCCUCGGCAGUUUGGGCACCAAGGAACUUCGCGAUAUGCGUAGAACCGAGUCGUUGGAUCCCAGACGUGGGAAGCAGUGAUGGGAUGGCCAUCGCCGCAGCAGAAGCAGUUGAAAGACGCCGAACCCCCCCCAAAAAAAAACAAAAAAAAAACAAACACAACUAUAUCCUUUCUAGAUCGGGCAUUGGGUCUCCUCUGGACAACAAACCCGGGGAUUCCCACACGAGCGUAUAGCGUGUGUCGUAUAUUCUAGCAUUUUCUUUUAUUUGCCUAUACUUGUCUGUACAGCAUGGGAUCGGGAGUUAGGAGCGAAAACCACAGCGUGCGGCUCAGGAGAGGGUCGAUAGCUUUCAGAGAAACAUAUCUGCCUGUUCAGAUUUUGGAGAGCCAUUCACCGGGUUGAGCUUGUGACAUUUUAUCAUGUACGAGGUGUGACUUAUUGGUUUUCAUAGACAAACUUGACAAUUGAAUACCCU